Messenger RNA from Eucalyptus grandis, 1665 nucleotides. Its product is annotated as transcription factor bHLH25-like. The record is from RefSeq and is a predicted model, not a curated record. Bases 196 to 1101 code for a protein of 301 amino acids. NCBI's taxonomy places the organism in Eukaryota, Viridiplantae, Streptophyta, Magnoliopsida, Myrtales, Myrtaceae. The transcript has 5 exons. Gene Ontology annotation, molecular function: protein dimerization activity.
UACAUGCCAAUGAAUGCGUGGGGAGAAGUACAGAAAUUAAUUUUGGUCAUCGAGAGAGAGAGUUGGUGCGUGCCCUUUAAACAAAACCAAGAUACAGAAAGCUCAGCAACUUCAUAAGCUUUUCAAGAAAGUACAGAAACCCUCGCCGACCUCCUCCUUCUCCUCCUUCGUUGGGUGACGGAAAAUCCGGCCUUCAUGGAUCAAUAUCAAAUGAAUCCCUUUGGUUACUCUCCCACUGAGUCUGGCUUUAAUCAAUUUACUUCAUUUUCUUCAGCAUCAACCUACAUGUCAAAUCAAAUCCAAAACGUUGGCCACUCGCGUGAUGUCCCUAUUGCAACCGAGCACAAAAACCCUCAAAUGAAACCAUCUCCAUCAUCAAAUUCUCAAAUUAUAUCCUUUCAAAACUCAGAUCUGUACCCAAACACGUCUCCGCAAUAUCCUAGAACCUAUGAGUUGCAAGAUGGGGAAAAUAUGAAGAUGAAGAGAAGUGGUGAUGGUGGUACAUUUAGUAGAACAACUUUGCAUGGACCAGAACACGUUAUUGCAGAGAGGAAGCGCCGGGAGAAACUGAGCCAGCGGUUCAUUGCUCUUUCAUCCAUCAUUCCGGGCCUUACAAAGCUGGAUAAGGCUUCUGUCCUAGGAGAUACGAUAAAGUACUUGAAACAGCUCGAGGAACGUGUGAAGAUCCUCGAGGAAGAGGUGGCCACGAGAACCGUGGAAUCCGUGAUCUUUGCAAAGAAGCCAUCGCUCCAACGUGGUGAUGGCGUCAUAUGUUUUUCAUCCGACGGGAAGUCAUAUGACCCACUCAUCGAGCAGCAACUACCCGAGGUCGAAGCACAGGUAUCGGGGAAGAACGUUUUGAUUAAAGUCCAGUGCGAGAAGCACAAGGGUUGCAUCAAGGAAUUGAUGAAACAAAUGGAGGACAUGAACUUGACAACUCUAAAUAUCAGCGUCCUAGCAUUUGGGAGUUCCCUCUUGGAUAUCAUAAUUAUGGCCCAGAUAGAAAAUGAGAACUGCUUGACACUUGAGGAGAUUGUCGAAAAACUACGCGAUGCUCUGACCAUGUUCCUCGGAUCAUCUUCAAAACGGUCAGCUUGUUAGGCAAAAAAUUGGUAUUCUGCCAUGGUCUAUGUCCUAGAGAUGUUCUUUAUUACGGGUUAGUGCAAGACUCGUGGUUAAUUGUACUACUAUGUGAAUUGUAAUUUCUAACUAAUUGUGGUAAUUAUCUGUUAGUGCAAGAUUUAACCACGUGUUACUGCAAGAAUUGUGGGCAAUUGUCACUCCUCUUGCCCUCAUGGCUUUUUUUUUCUCUAUUGGUCUCGCUUCUAUCGCCCUUGUCACCUGUUUUGAACUGCUUGCAGGGAGUACGAGGCUAUCUUCUUUAUCCUUCUUACUAUAGUUUUCUUUGUGGUAGAUCUCUCAUCUUGCUUGACCCAUUGUUAAAUCUUGCUUUACGACUCUGAUUUGGUCAUCUAUUAUGAUUAUUUUCCUGUAUCUACAGUUAAGCAUUUCACAGGGCUCAUGGCUUAUGAGGAUUAUGAUGGAAUUGGAACAAAGCAAGAGUCCACUCUCAUGAACCAAUCCAGCAGGAACCAAGUUUUCCUUCUGUGUAGUUCAUUGGCACGGGUCCUCUCACUUGGAAAGAAGAGAUAACCUUUGUCGAGA